Messenger RNA from Cetraspora pellucida, 3180 nucleotides. The record is from the annotation of a GenBank genome assembly. Lineage: Eukaryota; Fungi; Glomeromycota; Glomeromycetes; Diversisporales; Gigasporaceae.
AUGCAGAACACGAAUCAAUCUAGUGGAAUAAUAUGUAGUUUGAAAUUAGUUUUCUGUUUUAUCUAUUUAUACGCAGGUACUUUUCCAAGAUUGGCAAUUUUUCGAGUGGCAGACUACAAAACCUCUAGUCGCAACUUACUAGAGAUUUCGACGAGUGGAGGUGCGCUGCAUUCCGGCGAAAGGAGGAAUAGUGACAGUCAAAAGUGUAUUUCGCCUGUACGUGAACGAUCUGGCUCAAGGCACGAUGUUCAACCAUCAUUCACUGGCCUUUACAACCACAGCAACUCCUCUACUUCAAGUCUCGGUAGAAAGAAAAACAAGGCUGACAGAAUUGUUGAGAUUAGUAAGCCUACAGAUUUUGAACAUGGAAUCCACGUGGAAUAUAAUACCGAAAGUGGCAAAUAUUUGGGUCUACCUGAUGUUUGGGUAAAUGAUAAGGUUCAGAGCGAUGAGGUGCUAAAUACAAAGUAUCUAAAACCUUAUCUUGUUCCAACCCCAGGCGCCGAACAAACUGAGGUUACGGGAAAACAAAUUGGUUAUCCUUAUGAUUUUAAACAUAAGGUUCAUGUUGUUGUGGAUGAUUCUGGAUUUAUGGGUCUUCCUCCUCAAUGGGAACGCUCAUUGGCCCAUCAACGUUCAAUAUCUCUGGACUCUCAAACUGUUCAACCAAAUGAUAAUGGAAUUCGUACCACGUCAAAUACAUUACCUCCUUCGCGAAAAUUAUCAAGUCCAUCUUUUUGUGGUCAAACCAGUCAUUCGCUUGAUAUAUAUAAUGAUUCAAAACCUUCUCCAAUACCCACCCAUCGAAAAAAUUCCGAUGGGUCUCAAAAGUCUGAUAAUGGUUCUUAUUCUAUUUCUCCCUUAAAUAGAGACAAUAGCACGUCUCUCAUGUCAAAAGCGAAUCCAUCCCAAGAAUCAAUUACUUCUGUUUCUACAAGAAAUUCUGCAGCAUCUAUUCCUCCAAAAACUCCUCCAAAAACUCCUCCAAAAAUUAUUAACGGCUCUCAAUAUAACAAUGACAACACCGAUAUUUCUCACAGACCAACAUCAUCAUCUCUUACUGUAACAGCCGUAUUACCUCUUAAAAAAAAAAUAUCAGCCCCUCAGAUUCGCACUUCUGGCAAUUCACAUGGACAAAUCAAGGAUAUUUCGGCCUUAUAUUAUCCAUAUGAAAAACCUAAAUCACCUGCGCUACCUCCGCCUAGGCACACCCCAAAAUUGUCACCAUCACGCCCAAGCAGAGAAAAUAUUAACAGUUAUAAAAUGGAAAACAUAACAGAACCAACUUCUGAGGUAAAGAAUUCACCGGUUUCAAAUACACCUAGGAAAUUUUCAGAUACCUCUCAAACAUAUGUAAACAAUAAUAACAUUAUACGUGCACAAAAAGCUUCUAGUGAGAUAGUAUCUAAGCAAAUUGUUCAUGCAUCAUUGGCAUACUUAAAUAAUUCGAAUAUCACUUCUCAAUCAGCUCAAAAAGUAAAUAUGAUUUCUACACUAACACAAAAGGACUUGGACAAUGACAAAAUAACUGUUAAUUUAGACAAUGACGAAAUAAAUGUUAAUUUGGAUAAUGACAAAAUAACUGUUAAUGAUAUCCAAGAAAAAGUGCAUAAUAUUCAAGAAGAUAUCAAAAUAACAUUGAACAAUAUUCAAGAUGAUUCGCCUGCUAUAACACACGCUGAUGUAUCUGAUACCACACCAUCAACAGAAUCUAUAAGUUCUUGUUCAAAACAGAAAUGUUCGGAUGAUACAAUAUCUACCAAAAAAGGUCCGAGUUCAUCGUUAACAGAAAGUUUGAACAAUGACUCAUGUAAAUCUAAAAAAGCUACAUUAGAUGUUAAUUUAGAAAAUGUAUCUAAAAUUUCCAACAUACUUUCUGAAUGCUCUUUGAAAACACCUACAGAAAAAGAUUCAAGUUCAUCAUUAACAGAAAGUUCGAACAAUGACUCAUGUGAGUCCAAGACAGUCACGUCAGACGUUAAUUUAGAAAGUGUAUCUAAAGUUUCCAACAUAUCUUCUGAAUGUUCUCUGAAAACAACGGACAAUAUUUUUAUUUAUCAAAAACAAGGAUUACACUUAAAAGACAGAAAAAUAAUAAAUCGACUAUCUUUACCUACAUAUCUUCCAUCUUUAAUGAACAAUUCAUUAGUGUCAACAACAUCGGUGACAAAAUUAUCGAGAUUGUCUGAAAACUUAUCCACAUCAGGCGUCUGGAAAUCAUCAAAUAUGUCGAAAGAUAUGCAAGCUGAUAUCGAAAUACCUUGCUUAAACUCGGAAACAUUACCACAGGACGUUCAGCAUUUAGCCGAAUUGUUCGAUAUGCGUGAUCCAAAUCAAAUAUAUGAAAACUUGAUUCCAAUCGCUGAAGGAGAAUCUGGUAAUAUGCACUCUGCGAGUAAAAAAUCUUCACAGACAACGGUUGCUAUCAAGAUAAUUCCUUUUUCAAGUGUUGACAAAUUAAAAAUAAUAAAAAAUGAGUUGACUAUUAUGAAAACAAGUCGACAUCCUAAUAUUGUUGAAUAUAUAGGGUGCCACUGUACGUCAGAUUCUAUAUGGGUGGUUAUGGAGUUUAUGGAAGUGUCUUUGGCCGAUCUUAUCGCAGACGAACUACAGAUGAGCGAACUUCAGAUAGCACUUGUUACUCAAGAGAUUUUGAAAGCAUUGGCAUAUCUUCAUGGUCAGCGACGAAUACAUAGAGAUGUUCGUAGCGAUAAUGUCUUACUGAACGCACGAGGAGAUAUUAAACUUACUGAUUUUGGGCAUGCAGUGCAGUUGACCGAUACAGAACCUCAUCGAAAAUCAUUUAUAGGUACUCCUUAUUGGAUGGCUCCUGAGGUUAUAAAAACCUUACCUUAUGAUACAAAGGUGGAUAUAUGGAGUCUUGGCGUCCUAUUGAUUGAAAUGGCAGAGGGUGCACCACCGUAUAUGGAUAUGCCACCUUUAAAGGCUAUAUCUUUGAUAGUACAGAAAGGUCUCCCCGACUUGAGUAAUCCCGAACUGCGGUCUGACGCUUUCAAAGAUUUUAUUGCAAGUUGCACUGAAGCCGAUGUUAGUAAAAGAAAAACUGCGGAAGAAAUGCUUUCUCAUCCUUUUCUUGAGCAUGUCUCCACAUCGAGUGAUUUUCAACAAAUGAUAGAGAAAUAUCGACAAUUAGAAGCAGAGAGAGAAGAAUCAGACUAA